CGUCGAUAUCGCAGACCCAAAAAUUGAUAAAUAAUGGCUGCUAAUGAUGCAUUGACAUGUUGUUCACUUAGCAGUAGCAGCGUCACCGUCCAAAGAUGGCCCUGUGACGGUGACCCCUUCAGGCUCUAUCCGUGGCUCGUGGAUGGAGACCAGGCGCGGCCGGCCGGUCCAGGCCUACCGCGGCAUCCGAUACGCGGAGCCGCCUGUCGGGGAACUCAGGUUUCAGCCUCCGAAACCAAUCUUGAAGUAUGAGAACCAAGUGGACGCGAGCGAGGAAGGGCCGGCGUGUCCGCAGCCCACGGUGGGCGACUACUACAUCGACGAGGACUGUCUGAGGAUCAACGUCUACACGCCUGAUAACAACGGUAAGAAGCCGCUGCCGGUGGUAUUCUACAUGCACUCGGGAGGGUUCUACUCGAUCUCGGGGCGGAGCGACGUGGCCGGGCCGCGCUACCUGCUGGACCUGGACGUCGUGCUCGUCACCAUCAACUACCGCCUGGCGUCUCUCGGUUUCCUCAGCACGGGAGACGCCCUCGCUCCCGGGAACAAUGGCUUCAAGGACCAGGUGGUGGCGCUGCGCUGGGUGCAGAGGAACAUCCGGGCGUUCGGCGGAGACCCCGCAAAGGUCACCAUUAGCGGUUGCAGUGCUGGAGCCUUCAGCGUCAUGUUGCAUAUGAUAUCCCCGAUGUCCAGAGGUCUCUUCCACCGUGCGAUAUCCAUCAGCGGUUCCCCGAUCUCCCAAGUGGCAAACCGUCACGACAUGUACUCCCUGGCGGAGAAUCAGGCGCGGCUGCUCGGCUGCCCCACCACCAACUCCAAGGCCAUCAUCGACUGCUUGAAGACCAAGACCUUUAGGGAGCUAGGCAAUUCACUGGAUGGAUUUUUCCUCCCAGGUUACGACCCAGUGUUAGUUUGGUCUCCGGUGGUAGAGCUGGACUUCGGCCAGGAACGUUUCCUCACCAUGGCUCCUGAGGAAGUUGUCAAACAAGGCAAGAUGCACUCCGUCCCCUUCAUUAUCAGCCAGACAGAGGGCGAGUUCUUUUGGAAGGCCUACACCGUUCUUCGAAACAAAACCAUCCUAGACUCCUUCAAUGCCGACUGGCAUCGCCUCGCGUCCGUAGCCUUUUUACUUGGCAACCACUCCAGCGCUGCAGACCGCUUGAAGCAAGUUUAUUUGAAUGGCCACAAAUUGGAGAACAGCGCUGUGGCCGCUGACGGAUUAGGGAAGCUGUACGCAGACUCGCUCAUUGGGUUUGGAGUUCACAGAAUGGCAAACCUGAUGUGCCGCCACUCCCCGCACAAGGUGUGGUACUAUGAGUUCAGCUACGUCGGCAACCGCAGCCACUACGAAGAUUCUAAUGGAAAACCUGAAAAGGCGGCCCACCACGACGACCUGAUCUACCUGUUCUCUUUGCCGGCCUCGUUCCCCCUCAUCAACGUCACCGACGGCGAGGACUCCAAGAUGGUGGACAAGAUGACCACGAUCGUCUACAACUUCGCUAAAAAUGGGGAUCCAAAUGGAAAGCAGUCGGAACUGUCUCCGCAGUGGUCCGCCAUGACCCCGACCUCCAGGAAUUACCUUAAGGUCGAUAAACAAUUCUCCAUACACGAGAACCUCUUCGAAGACAGGUUUAAAGUGUGGGAAGAACUGUUCCCGAUGCAGUAUGGAAGAUAAAAUAGGAGAUCUGAAUUUGUUAGAAGUAAAAGGGUGAAAAUCAUUUUAAACGACCAUUUCGACAUAAAAAUUUGUCCUCAUGCUAUAUUUAAAAAAAUAUUAUCAAUUCUACUGCAACGAAUACAUACAACUAUAGAAUUAUACCUUGCCUAGCUAAAUAAAUAUAAUGUAUUGUUUUUUUGUACCAGUAUUUAAUAAUAUCCUUCUUUUUUCACACCGAACCGGAAUUUUCUCCAUACAAAAUAUUUUGUCCUAUUCACGACUUGCGUUACAAAAUACAACCGAAUAAAAAUUCUAGUAACGAUAUUAAAACAAUUGGUUUUUUUUUCGGUAUAUAUUAUGAUUUGUAAUUGAUAUCAGGUAAAGCUAAUUACAUUUGUAUAUAUUUUUAUAAUAAAUAUUAGUUUAUAAAUUGAUGUCUAUAAUUAUCUUCCAUUUUAUUAUUCAUUUUUGUCACAACGAAAUUUUGGUAAUAUUUGAUAUUUGUAAUUGACAACACCUGCUCUACGAGUAGCCAACGCGGACGCUAGAAGCUACUUGGAUCGGCCAUUUUGUCAUCGUAUGUAAAAGUGUGUGCAGGCGUGUUUCCUUACUCUUCGUGAAAAUUCCAAUUUAAAUUGAUCAGCUUUGUUGUUUUCAACAAACAAUACAGGUACCUAAGCGAAUACAUAAUUUUAGUUAUUGAUUUAUAGACAACCAUUGUCGACUAUUAUUAAGGUUGAAGGUGCUUUAACUUAUUGCAACUCCUGUUUCAUUAAAAAUAUUUGAUGUUAUAUUCUAAGCACAAUAUCUUUUCAUUUUUGUUAUGUUUCGUUACUUUUUUUUGUAACGUCACAAAAAUGAUAUAACAAAAAUGAAAGAAAGCCGCAUCCACACAGCAAUAAGAAGCUGAUUUUUGUAUUUUUUUAUUUUUAAAAUGGCGGUAAGUUAUAUUAACCUAAAAACCUAUUAACCUAUAAACUUUGUUCCUGAUUUUUUUUAUCUUUUUAGAAUGCCGAUGUCAGCAGCUGAAUGUCAACGACUAUACAGACAACGAUUGAAAGACCAGGAUCCACAAAGAAUUAAGAUUAAAAAAUUUUAAUUGAAUAAAAAAAAAUUAACAACAAGUUUAAUAAAAAAACAGAAAAUCAUUUUUUAUUUGAAUUAUUGAUUAUUGAUUAAACGAAUUAUAAAAAGUAAGGUGUUUUAGUAUUAUUAUACUUUAUCAAUCAAUGAAAAUAAUUAUUUAGGUACCUAUAGUAUGUCCGUAUUAUUUAUGCGAAUUGUGAAGAGACCCUAAUAAUUUCAUUUUUGUUAUUUUUUGUUACGAUUUUCAUUUUUGUUAUGAUUUCAUUUUUGUUUCAUUUUUGUGACAAUGGUCGUUUAAAAUGAUUUUCACCCAAAAUUAUUAUUUUGUACUCUCCCUACAAAGACUCAUCCGGCCGAUUAAUCACUUUAUACGAGAGAGAAUUUUAUUUUUCACAUUUCUUUUAUUAUUUUUUAUGAAAACCAUGUCGUAUGCAUAUAGCAUUGUCUAAAUAUAUUGUGAUUAUUUCCAUGACGAAUAAAAAUGAACUGUAUAUGAAUAAGGUACUACCUUGUACAUAUACAGGAAUGUAAUAUCGUAUAAAUCUUAAUAAGUCUAGUGAUUAGUCAUAGUCUUAUCUUAACUCUAGCUAGACUCAACCCCAGACACCUGAUCAUAUAAAUAGUAGAGGGAUGUUCUCAAUGCAAGCUCAGUAAUAUUAUUCUGUUUUUCUUAGAGAUGAAAACUUAUGUAACUUUAUUAAGUAUAGAUUAAAAUAAAAAUGUGAUAAUCUUUCCUACUCCCAACCUUUUUACAUAUGUCUGUACAUAUAAUCACGUCUUUAUCCCUUGCGGAGCAGACAAAACAGAGAAACGACAGUUUUGAAAAGUCUAAGGCCACGUUAAGCUAUAUGGAUUAAUAAUAAAACUGAGAUUCAAAUAGUAACAGGUAGACUCUAUUCGAAUCUCAAUUCUAUACCAAAUAUUAUGUAAUUGUUAGACCAAAAGAGCCAAGACCAAGAAGAGUCCGGAGUUUAUUAGCCUAUCUAUUGGUCGUCUUUUACGACAUUCAUGGGAAAGAUAUGGAGUGGACCUUUUAGUGCCGGGAAACACGGAAUUUGUUUGUUUAAACAUUUAUAAAGGAAUUAAUAUUUAAAUCUGGUUCACUAAUGAGCCGGUUAUUGGACCGCAAACUCGGCUGAUUGCACAAAGGUUAAGUAAAUACGAGGUUCGUUGUUUUAUGGCUUUUGUUUUCAUUUCGUUAUUGUUUCCAAUUCUAAUUUUAAGGUUGUUAAUAAUGUACUGUACAGGCACCUGCAUAGACACUUGACCCACCUAUGGCUUUGAUU
Amyelois transitella is the source of this 4029-nucleotide messenger RNA. RefSeq names its product carboxylic ester hydrolase-like. Bases 143 to 1675 code for a protein of 510 amino acids. The transcript is spliced from 11 exons. Lineage: Eukaryota; Metazoa; Arthropoda; Insecta; Lepidoptera; Pyralidae. The record is from RefSeq and is a predicted model, not a curated record.